This is a messenger RNA of Oncorhynchus masou masou (cherry salmon), 1386 nucleotides long. RefSeq names its product proline-rich protein HaeIII subfamily 1-like. Bases 1 to 1290 code for a protein of 429 amino acids. The transcript is spliced from 2 exons. The record is from RefSeq and is a predicted model, not a curated record. Lineage: Eukaryota; Metazoa; Chordata; Actinopteri; Salmoniformes; Salmonidae.
AUGGCCAACCAAUCAGCAGACGGACCCUCUACCUCCCAGUCCCAGGAGAUGGCCACCCAGUCAGCACACGGACCCUCUCCCUCCCAGUCCCAGGAGAUGGCCACCCAGUCAGCAGACGGACCCUCUACCUCCCAGUCCCAGGAGAUGGCCAACCAAUCAGCAGACGGACCCUCUCCCUCCCAGUCCCAGGAGAUGGCCAACCAAUCAGCAGACGGACCCUCUCCCUCCCAGUCCCAGGAGAUGGCCACCCAGUCAGCAGACGGACCCUCUACCUCCCAGUCCCAGGAGAUGGCCAGCCAGUCAGCAGACGGCCCCUCCACCAGGUCCUCCUCACACCCCUCCCCCAGCCAGUCAGCAGACGGCCCCUCCACCAGGUCCUCCUCACACCCCUUCCCCAGCCAGUCAGCAGACGGCCCCUCCACCAGGUCCUCCUCACACCCCUCCCCCAGCCAGUCAGCAGACGGCCCCUCCACCAGGUCCUCCUCACACCCCUUCCCCAGCCAGUCAGCAGACGGCCCCUCCACCAGGUCCUCCUCACACCCCUCCCCCAGCCAGUCAGCAGACGGCCCCUCCACCAGGUCCUCCUCACACCCCUUCCCCAGCCAGUCAGCAGACGGCCCCUCCACCAGGUCCUCCUCACACCCCUUCCCCAGCCAGUCAGCAGACUGCCCCUCCACCAGGUCCUCCUCACACCCCUUCCCCAGCCAGUCAGCAGACUGCCCCUCCACCAGGUCCUCCUCACACCCUUCCCCAGCCAGUCAGCAGACGGCCCCUCCACCAGGUCCUCCUCACACCCCUUCCCCAGCCAGUCAGCAGACGGCCCCUCCACCAGGUCCUCCUCACACCCCUCCCCCAGCCAGUCAGCAGACGGCCCCUCCACCAGGUCCUCCUCACACCCCUUCCCCAGCCAGUCAGCAGACGGCCCCUCCACCAGGUCCUCCUCACACCCCUCCCCCAGCCAGUCAGCAGACGGCCCCUCCACCAGGUCCUCCUCACACCCCUCCCCAGCCAGUCAGCAGACUGCCCCUCCACCAGGUCCUCCUCACACCCCUUCCCCAGCCAGUCAGCAGACGGCCCCUCCACCAGGUCCUCCUCACACCCCUUCCCCAGCCAGUCAGCAGACGGCCCCUCCACCAGGUCCUCCUCACACCCCUCCCCCAGCCAGUCAGCAGACGGCCCCUCCACCAGGUCCUCCUCACACCCCUUCCCCAGCCAGUCAGCAGACGGCCCCUCCACCAGGUCCUCCUCACACCCCUCCCCCAGCCAGCAGCAGCAGGAUGGGGACGAUGAAGACCCGGACCAGGGAGACCCAGAGGACAAGGGCCAGAGCAGGCCAGACCGCUCCAGGGACAGAGCUCUAAACAUGGCUUCCCCUGCUGAGGCUUG